This is a messenger RNA of Anopheles nili, 6842 nucleotides long. RefSeq names its product HEAT repeat-containing protein 5B. Lineage: Eukaryota; Metazoa; Arthropoda; Insecta; Diptera; Culicidae. Gene Ontology annotation, biological process: retrograde transport, endosome to Golgi; intracellular protein localization; endocytosis. The transcript is spliced from 7 exons. Bases 31 to 6408 code for a protein of 2125 amino acids. Gene Ontology annotation, cellular component: endocytic vesicle; membrane; Golgi apparatus. The record is from RefSeq and is a predicted model, not a curated record.
GAAGAAGAAGAAGCGGAACAAAGCGCCAGGAUGGAGCUCUCACACAGCCUAACCCUCAACGAGACCGCCCUCAGCCAGCUGCCGGAACAGAAGCGUCCGGUGUUCAUCUUCGAAUGGUUACGCUUUCUCGACAAGGUGCUGGUAGCGGCCCAAAAGUCCGACAUCAAAGGCUGCCAGAAGAAGCUGGUGGAGCAGCUGACCCAGCACAUCCAGGGUGCUCCGGGGCCCCCGACGCGCAAGCUAAUCGCCCGCUGCCUGGCCACACUGUUCUCCGUCGGAGACACCUUCCUGCUGUUUGAAACCGUCAACAAGUGCAAUGACAUCCUGAAGAACAAGGACGAUUCGCCGAGCUAUCUGCCGACGCGGCUGGCCGCGACUUGCGUUGUGGGUUGCAUGUACGAGAAGCUGGGCCGCAUGAUGGGCCGUUCGUACGAAGAAACGGUGCAGAUUUUGCUCAAAUCCCUCAAGAACGCGGAAUCGCAAUCGCGCAUCGAGAUCAUGAUGACGCUGGAGAAGGUGUGUGCCGGCAUGGGAACGGCCAUUUCGAACGUGCACAAGGACAUCUAUAAGGCGGUUCGGUACUGUCUCACCGAUCGCGUGAUGGCCGUACGCGUGGCAGCCUCCAACUGUUUGCUGGAGAUGACGAAGCACGCACCGUUUCUCUACACCACGGAGCUGGAGAGCUUGGCCUCGUUGUGUUUCCGCGCGUUCGACAGCUGCAACUACGAGGUGCGAUGUGCGGUUGCGAAGCUGCUCGGAACCCUGAUCGCGUGCACGCAGAAUGGCAGUUUGCGGAACUUCAGCAGCAUGACGGCUUCGUCCUCGAGCACGAAAUCGCUCCGCCCGGUGUCCCUGGACGAGGCGCUUGGCGUGCUGAUGUCCGGAUUUCUGCGUGGUGGCGUCUCCUUCCUGAAAGGCACCGGCGAGAUCAUCAAGGGUAGCUCGGGCGUGAACCGAGAGGUGCGUGUCGGCGUGACCCACGCGUACGUGGUGUUCGUACAGACGAUGGGAGGACUUUGGCUGGAGCGCAACAUGCAGUCGUUCCUGGUGCACGUGCUGGAUCUGGUGGCGAACCCGAAAGCGGCCUCCUCGCACGUCGACGCGGUGUACUCGCGCAAAUGCAUCAACUUCAUUCUGCGCUCCGUCAUCGGGAAGAUGCUCGGCGAGAAGGCCCAAUCCUCGGCCUGCAAGGAGCUGAUCCACCUGAUCGCGAAGCAGAUGAACUCGAUCGACUUUAAUCCGGAAAAUGCAAAGGACUCGAAUCAAGAAACGCUGUUCAGCCAACACUUGCUUGUCUGCGCGCUUCAGGAGCUUGGCAGUCUGGUGCUUUUGUUGGGCACCACCGCACAAAACCUGCUAGCGGAUCAGUCACUCAACUUUAUCGAUGCAAUUUGCGCCGUGCUGAUUCACCCCUGUAUGGCAGCUCGCCUGGCCGCGGCCUGGUGUUUGCGAUGCGUUUGUGUCGCUGUGCCGAGCCAAAUUACGCCGCUAAUCGAUCGAUUUAUCGAUGCGAUUGAGAAGAUGCGCACCUCACCGGAUGCGAUCUCGGGUUACAGUGGCGCACUGGCGGCCGUUUUGGGUGGUGUGCGAUAUUCGCCCCUCGGUAUACCGCACACGCGGGGAAAGAUCAUUUUCAACACCGCCGAAGAGCUGCUCCGUACAGCUAGUCAAAACAGCCGGCUAUCGUUGAACCGAACGCAGGCCGGCUGGUUGCUGAUCGGCGCCAUCAUGACGUUGGGCGUCCCAGUAGUGAAGGGUUUGCUGCCACGGAUGUUGCUACUGUGGCGGAAUGCGUUCCCACGCUCGACGAAGGAGCUCGAAUCCGAGAAGGCACGUGGGGAUGCGUUCACGUGGCAGGUUACGUUAGAGGGUCGCGCUGGUGCGCUGUCAGUGAUGCAUAGUUUCCUGUUGCACUGUCCGGAGCUGGUUACGGAUGAUAUCACGCGCCGUUUGCUAACCCCCAUCGAAAGCGCUUUGGCUAUGCUGAUAAACAUAACGUCAGUGCUGAAAAACUACGGACAACAUUUGAAAGCACCGACGGCCAUGGUACGGUUGAGGCUAUACGAAACCCUCGCGUUGCUGCCCGCAAAUGCGCUAGAAUCGUCGUACACGCACCUACUCCGCAUGCUGGUGUCGGAGUUCACACUCACGGAAAAUCCGGCCAACACUACCACAUCGUUCCUGCGGCAGAUGUGCCACGGUGACGAUUCGAUCAUAUUAGGCACCUGGUUGCAGGACACCGAUCAUCGUACGAUUGAGGAUCAGAUGGAACCGAACCGUAAAGCAGACGGUGACUAUCUACAACCGAACAGUGCCGCCGGGUCCGGAGCGCUUGAACAUGAUGCCUGUUGCUUGUACCGCGGCAUAGCAGCUGGUGAACAAUGUCCUGGUCCCUUGCCGCUUGGUGUGGCCGUGAUCGACAUGUCGGUAAUCCUGUUCGGGCUGAUCUUCCCGAAGGUGGCGAACAAGCACCGGCUGCAGAUGCUGGAGCAUUUUGGCGAGUGUAUCAAGCACGCGAAGAGCUCCCGCCAGGAAGCGGUUCAGAUGAACAUCUUCACAGCCCUACUCAGUGGGCUAAAGGGAUUGACCGAAACCAAAUCGGCAAUCGGACAGGACGAUGUCCGGAAGAGUGCAACGAAUUUGAUCAUCAACGCGCUUACGAGCACAAAUCCGAUCCUACGAUGUGCCGCCGGUGAAGCACUGGGACGCAUCGCACAAGUAGUCGGUGAUUCCCGGGUCACCGCCGAGUUGGCACAAACUAGCUUCGAUCGGUUGAAAUCCGCCCGGGACGUUGUAACGCGCACUGGCCACUCGCUGGCGCUUGGGUGUCUGCAUCGGUAUGUCGGUGGAAUGGGCUCGUCGCAGCACCUGAACACGAGUGUGUCGAUUUUGUUGGCCCUCGCGCAGGACGGCAGCUCGCCGGUGGUGCAGGUGUGGUCUCUGUACGCCCUCUCGCUGAUAGCGGACUCGGGUGGUCCAAUGUUCCGCGGGUACGUCGAACCGACGCUAUCGCUCGCACUGAAGCUGCUGCUGACCGUACCUCAAUCGCACGUGGACGUGCACCAGUGCAUUGGGCGGGUGUUGAGCGCGCUAAUCACGACAAUCGGUCCGGAGUUGCAGGGUGACUCGAAUUCCGUUGCAACCGCACGAUCGUCCUUCCUGUGUGCGGCCGCCAUCAUGCAGGCUCACUCGGAUCCGCUGGUGCAGGCGGAGGCAACGGGAUGCCUGCAGCAGCUGCACCUUUUUGCUCCGCGCAAUGUUAACCUAUCGUCAUUAGUUCCUAACCUGUGUCAGAACCUGAGCAGCAACUAUUUGAUGCUGCGCAAGGCGGCUGUUUCCUGCUUGCGGCAGCUAACGACACGGGAAGCGAAGGAGGUGUGCGAACACGCCGCAAAUCUGGUGAGCGACGAGGACCGGUACGCGCUUUCCGAUUACGGGCUGCCGGGUGUGCUGUUCGGAAUGCUGGACACGGAAAGCGACAGCCAGAUGGUGCGGAACAUCCACGACACGAUCACAUCGAUGCUACAGAUCCUGGCGGCCGAAAAUCUCUCCCAGUGGUUGAGCAUGUGCAAGAACGUGCUCACCGUGGCGUCGGAUUCCGCAUCGACGGGAAAAGACGCACCGGCAGCGGACGGCGACGGAGACGACGGGGAUGACGACGAGGACGACGAUAAUAUGGAGUUCCACGCGGAAGACCACCAGGCGACGCAUCCGGCGGUGCAACCGCGAUGGCCAACGCGUGUCUUUGCGGCCGAAUGCGUGCGGAAGGUGAUCGCUACGUGCGAGAACGCCAGCGCCAACCAUUUCGAUCUGCUUGCGGCGAAAGAGAUGCAAAUGACAAAAUCCCGGGGCGAUUUCCUCGUCCUACACCUGUCCGAUCUGAUCCGGAUGGCGUUCAUGGCGGCCACGAGUGACUCGGACCAGCUGAGACUGGAAGGUUUGAAGACGCUGCAGGAGGUGAUCGACAAGUUCGCGCAUGUGCCGGAACCCGAGUUUCCCGGGCACCUGCUGCUCGAGCAGUUCCAGGCGCAAGUCGGAGCGGCUCUUCGACCGGCAUUCUCGCAGGACACACCCUCACACGUGACGGCAGCUGCCUGCGAGGUGUGCAGCGCGUGGAUCGGUUCCGGUGUGGCACGAGAUUUGAACGAUCUGAGGCGCGUGCAUCAGCUGCUCGUGUCAAACCUGAGCAAGCUGAACAGUCGCACCAACAGCACGCAACUGUACAACGAAAGCAUGGCCACGCUCGAGAAGCUAAGCAUUCUAAAGGCGUGGGGUCAGGUCUACAUUAUGGCGAUGGUUGCUCACGGAUCAGCUCCGGCUAGUCAGAUGCUGAAGACGCUCAACACGGUCGCGAGCGGUGCGUCCCAGCUGCCCGGAAUGUCGGCGAUGCAGCCGAAGGAAUUCAACCGGCUCGCGUUCGACGACGAGUUCGGGGAUUUCGAAAGCCGCGGCGAAAGCUUACUAUCGCUGGUGCAACCGGAGCUAGACAAUCUGUCCAUGCACUGGCUGGCGGCGCUGAAGGACUACGCGCUGCUAUCGCUGCCAGCGGAAUUCGCAAGCCAGCUACCUCACGACGGUGGUGCGUUCUACACAAACGACACGAUGAAUCUGUCCAAACCGCACUAUCUGAUGGCGUGGCCACCGAUUCUGUACGCGGCCGCCCUGUGGCUAAACGCGGAAGGAUUCACAAAGAGCGAACAGCAGCUAUCUCGCGAACAGGCGGAGGAUAAAGCGAACGCGAACGAAAUUUCGCACGGAAGCCUGAGUGCGGAUCGGUUCCACCUUAUCUUUGGCAUCUGCAUGGAAGCCCUGUGCAGUACGCGAACGAACGAAAAGCUGGACAGUGUGAUCGCGUGCCUGCAAUCGCUGUACACCGUGUUUGAUUCGGCGUGGUCGCGCGAAAUGCUGAUGCAGAACAAAACGCUUCCGGUGGAGCUGUGUAACGUGCUGCACCGGUUGAUCCUGACGCGUGACAGCGUGGAGGUGCAGUACCUGUGCAUCUCGAUCCUCAAGCAAACGAUAGCGGCGGCAAAUGAGUGUUUGGAGCGCGAAAAGGAUGAGGAACGCCGUAAACUGGGCGUCUCCACCGAGAACGCCGCCCCCGACAAUGGUAACAAUGAACCGGAAGGUGCCACGCUCGACGUGGAGUAUCUCGGAGAGGGCGGCGAAGAGGGUGAAAUUUUACCAGGCAAAUCGCUGGUUUACGCCGUGCUGGAGGUCGUCCUGUGUCUGCUGGCUCGCCAAAUUCCCGGCAUGAACCCGUCACAGAGCACCCGGGUGGCUAACGAGCAGUUGCAACGCCAGCUGGCCCAAGCGCAACAUGGUUUGAUAAAGCUUGGCGACGACAACAGCCUGCUGGUGGCCAACGCGAUCCAGAGCUUGAACGAUUUGCCAAAGCUGUGCUCGCCACUGGGCGCCCUCUCGAUUUUGCCUACCAUUCUGUACCUCACGACGGGCGUCAUCAAGGAGGUGGCCACAAAGUCCGUGCUGGAUGAGUCCCUGAUCGCGAGCACGAACGUGGUGGUGCAGGCGGCCGUGCAGCUGAUGAAAACGCUCGCCACCGAUCGGUACGGAAAGCACGACCAAUCCGGCGAGGAAUGGCGCAAGCUGCUCCAGAGCGCCCUCGGUCGCAUUAUCGAUCUCACCAAGACCGGCUGCGAGGAGACGAAGAUGGACGAGGUGACGGUUAUGCUUGCGAUCGCCGUGUUUCUGCUGCACUCACCGGCGGCCGUGGUGUCGGUGCCGAAUUUGCAGUACCCCUGCAUCAACCACUUCCGGCAGUGUUUCCAGAGCGCGUCGAUGCCGGUUCGGUUGAAGUGCGUGCAGACGAUGCGUUCGAUAUUUGCCAACGGUGAGCUGAAGGUAUCGACGCCGUACAUUCACGCGCUGGCUCCCCGAUUGAUCGAGCAUCUGUACUCGGAGGAAGCGCGCAAUCCGGCGAGCGAACAGGAGCUGGCACUGGUGCUGGAGGGCAUCACGACGGUGGAAACCCUUAUCGCCCUGGCGGAACCACAGAAUCGUAAGUAUCAGGACAGUAUCCAAAUGCUAACGCUGCUUGUGCCGAUCCUGAUUAACUACUUGGACGAUCCAGAGCAGCAGCAGCAACAACGAACAAACAGCUCCUCAGCGGCCACCAAGUCAAAGUGCGUGGCGGCACUCAACGACCACGCCAUCCAGUGGCUGAUGAAGAUCGGGCUAAAGUACCCGCAGGAGUUCAAAACGUUCAUGGCGCAGGCUCCGGAACUGCGCCGAAAGCUGGAGGCAGCCAUCAAGCGCAGCCAGAUGAACGCGACACUGCAGAAGAGCAAGAGCGAGGCGGCGAACGCGGCCGCCCGGAACAGUGCCGCCCAGCAGCAGAAACCAACGAUACAGCUGAAAACGGAUUUCAGUAAUUUUAGCUUUGCGUAGAAUGUACCACCACGAGAGACAGACAGAGAGAGAGAGAUGCUUAAGUGGGGUUGCAGAAAGCAGACACGACGCUUGCGGGCAUAUUCCGGCCGGGGUUAAACCGUACCAAUUAUCGAUCAAAAUCGAAAUGCGAGAAUUGUAUUGUAUGUAUAAUGUGCGCUAAUUCUCUCUUCCUAAUCCUACUCACUCGUAGCGUUAGAGUCUAAUAUUAUUUAUGCAAAUAUACGCCCUAUCGCAAGAUCCCCAAGCUCCCAAGAAGUGCAGCUUACGGGGGAUAAACGCUUCCUAACGUGCAACAUUCGGAUGUUGGUGCGCCCUGGGGCUAACCGGGCCCCACUUUCUCUAACGUAAAUGAAUUUCCCUUUCCCCAGGUAGACGAACAAUUAAUACAAUUGCAAACAUAGAAAAUAAAGUAUUAAAGUGACAAACAGAAA